Molecule: messenger RNA, 6078 nt
Organism: Mizuhopecten yessoensis (Yesso scallop)
Lineage: Eukaryota; Metazoa; Mollusca; Bivalvia; Pectinida; Pectinidae
Product: general transcription factor 3C polypeptide 1-like
Exons: 38
Coding region: 130-5682 (1850 amino acids)
Biological process (GO): 5S class rRNA transcription by RNA polymerase III; transcription initiation at RNA polymerase III promoter
Cellular component (GO): transcription factor TFIIIC complex
Molecular function (GO): DNA binding
Source: RefSeq, a predicted model, not a curated record
CCGAACUAUAUACAAAAUGGCGCCAUGCAUGAAAACAUUGCCAUGCUGAAACUGUCAGUGUUUUGAAAAUGACAACUUUACGAUACUUUUCGUUCUAACAUACUAACACGAUAAUUUGAGUUAAACAAGAUGGAUACCGAUUUUUUGGGAGCCAUCAGAGACGAAGUUGCCUUGGAAGGAUUGGAUGGUAUAAGCAUCGAGUCCCUCUGGGUGAGGUUGUCCGCGAGACAGAAUUUCUCCAUCAAAUUGACCGACAAGUCCAAGGCAUAUCUAUGGAGGUGCCUGGUCACCCUGCAAGGCCUGGAGUACUAUGAAAUCCCUGAACCUCAACCUCCUCUCGUCGUCUACAAUAGCUUGGAGUCAUUCGACCCAGACUCAGGACGGCUGAUAGAACUUGAACAAGUUCCAGAAGACCCGUAUCCCAUUGACAUUGUAAGUAAGGAUGGUAUAUAUGGAUCAUGCUCAAUGUUUGAAACACGGAAAAAUGUGACAGCUUUGGUGAAAGCAGAUGGAAAAAGACCAGCUGUUACAUUGGAAGAGGCUAGAAACACCUGGGGCGAGAAACUGGUGAUUGUGGCGUCCCAGGAGAUUCGUGAGAAUGCUAUCUGCGGACAUUUGUAUGACCCUUCUCACAACUGGUCCGCUAUGACCCAUGCCUACUGCAUCCUGGAGCGGAUUGGCAGGUCGCGGUACAAUGGCUGUAUGUCUGUGGGUCCGUUCAGUCUCCAGGUGUUCAGUAUGCCUCCCAAGACCAUAUUCUAUCACACGAAAAUUCUGGUGAGGUUAGGACUGGUCAAGAAACAAAGCUUGACAGUGGUGGAUAUGAAGCACAAACAGCAGAUUCGGCGUAUCUUCCACCUGGAGCGGUUUUACAAGGAGAUCCAGUCCAAGUACAGUAUACUAAUACUACAGGCGUGUAACUACCUGGCCUCUCGCCCAAAUCACAGGGAGGUCGCUAGCACGAUACGCGAGCACCUGGAGGUAGAUGCGACCUUGUUUAAGAAGUUGUACUACAGCUACCCGAACUUCUUACGUGCUGACAAACUUCCAUACAGAGACCUGUUUCCAGAAGCUACAGAGGAAGAGUACUUGUGCAAGAAUCGGCUCUCCGAGAAAAUGGUCCAUAGUAUCACCAUGGUUCAGCAUGUGUCUGUAAAGAAGGAAGACAGUGAGGACGAAGGAGAGGACGAGGAGGAGGAUGAAGAUGGUGCAGACGACACUGGAAACGAUCUGUCUGGUAAAGCAAAACUAGGCAAAUAUGAGUGGGUAUAUGAGAGAACUACCCUACAGCAGUGUUACGAUGCGAUCAAAAAUGUGGGCCCGGAGGGUGUGACUCAAACGUCUCUUACAAAGAUACUCAACGUUGGUGACAACAUGGCACGUGUCCUCAUUAAAAACAUGAUCCGCAUGAACAUGGUUGAUCAAAUCCUAAAGGAAAAGGGCAAGCAGAAGGUCAAAUAUUUCAUAGCUAAGGAACAUCGACUCCAGAGUAAGCUGUAUCAAGAAUUUGUGGAAGAAAAAGAAAAACUUUUCCAGAAGGAAGAGCUGUCUUCUGGAAAUGCUGAUCCUCAUUUGGGCUCAGGACCAUCCAUGUCAAAUGAGACACCUCCAGCCAAUGAUACUGAAACUGAAGUAACGAUGGACAUAUCUGUCAGCGGUGAUAUCAAUGAUGGUGUAAAUGGAAUAAAAAAGGAGAAUACAAAGGGCGAGACCACAGUCAUCCGAAGUUGUGAAGACUUACUGGCCGUAGAUGAGGUUAAAGAAGGGGUGAAAAAAACAGUGAAGUUCAAAACCAGGAGGAAUAUGGCAAAAGACAAGAGGUCCGACCUGGAGAGAACGCUGACAAGUCGACAUCUGAAGAGAAUGUCGAUGAUCCUGGAAGCUGUAGAAAAGGAUAAAGUUUUGGAGAAAACCCACACCUUCAUUAAGAUGAUUCGAGAACGAGAAAAAACUGAGGGCCUUGACUGCAUCAUUGACAAGAAAACUUUUGACAAGCUUGCUAUUCUGUUGGUGAAAGAGAAAAAAAUUAGGAUCUUCAAAACUAAUAUCCCAGGGAGCAAUAACGAACAGCUGAGGGAGGUUCAGCUUUUGUGUGCCAAGCAUAUCCAACCAACAGAUGCAUUGAUAAAGAGCAAGCUGGAACAGCUUCACCUGAGGUCGCGCUGUGUACCCAAGGAACGUUUGGUCAAAGCGCCGAAGAAAAGUCCAGCAAAACAACAGAAGUUCACCGACUUGCCUGAGAGUACCCAGGAGAACCUGAGAAAGCUACAGGAGUACAAGAUGAAGAUCAAGUCGUUCGACAUGGUCUAUGAUCCGAUUGCACCUAAACAGUACGGCUACUUACCAAAGAUGCGGAGACUCUGUAUGGCUCACAACAUUUUGUGGUACCUGUGUUACGACUACAGAGGGUGUGUUUUACCCGAAAGCUCCGCACAUAAUCCAUCGGAGUCCACGCCGGGCCGAGAUACGUCCGUUUCCAUGGAAACUCAAUCUGAGGCGAUUGGUACAUGGUCAGAUGAUUUGAAGACAUCCCGGUCAACUGAAAUAUCAAGAAGUGAUGUUGCUAUGGAAACAGAUCAGGCAAAAAGUCAAGGUCAUAUGGGUUCAAACAAGCCUGAUAUGGAGACAGAAGACUCUGAAAAAUCUAUUGAUGUGGAUAUUUUUGAGCAAAUACGGAACUUGAAGGAACCCCCCGUAUUCUGUGAUGAGAUGUCCUGGAGACGUUACCUUCCACCACUACCGAAACAUAAAGAUCAUCCAAAGGGCUGGUGUCUGAUAUCUGAUGUCCUAGUCACGCUUCCUGUCAGCCUCUUCUGUGCCAUGGUACCUGUCAGCUAUAAUCUACAAGGCCUGAAGGAGAUCCUGGACGACCCUGUAAAGUCUCUGUACCCCAUCGUUUACCUCCCGUACCGACUCACACAGCAGUUACUCUUUGCCCGCAAGUACAUCUUCGCCUUCCAUGAGAACUGUGAGCGACUCGCCUAUAUGGGUCUGCUUUCAUUCGGGACCCGACUUCUAAAGGAGAAAGACCAGGUGUUUGUUUACCUGUAUAAGAACGUUUGUCUGAGGGACACAACGCGCUCCCUAGAGGGCUACUGUAAGAUCACCAUGCCCGAUGGAAUUAAGUGUGAUAAACGUACCUACACUCUCCACAGCCAGCUAGAGUUUGACCAUUACUGGACAGAGCUACAGGAGAUCUGCUUCGCCAGUCAUCUCAAUGUCAGGAAGAUGAAAAACACCGCCAGGGAGCUUAAGGAGGACCCGCCAGUAGACUUGUCCCUCCCUGAAUGCCUCAAGCCAGUCAGUCCAGACAAGCUUGUGGACGACCCUGCACACUGUCGUCUCCCCGGCGACCAGCAGGGGGCAGCAGGCAUGGAUUCCUCCUUCUAUACACAUUUGUAUCGUAACUGGGAUUGGAGUAUGAAGACCAUGAAAAGGAACUUUCCCAACUACACUCACAUGGGGCCUCUAGAGCUGAAACCUGAUGGUCUGUGGACCUCCCUCACCAAGUCUUCUCCCAAGUCCACAGACAAGUACCUGAAGGUCACCAAACCAAACCGCCUGCCACGUAUCCUCCCUAAGGAAAGGCUCAUGUUGACUGAUACAGGAACAGGCAAAGGACCAGAGGUGGUCAAGGUGACAACAUCCAAAACCAAGGGCAACAAAGGAGGCAAAGGAGUGAAGCGAAAGAGGAAGAUGUCAGGUGGAGUGUCGAAAAAGAAAACCAAAGUGGAACUGUUGCGUACUCCCAAGUCACCGAGGAAGAAGAGAGUCUUCCGAGAUGAAAUAGACAUAGAGGCAGAGAAGGUCAGGACAGGUCAGCGAGUGUCCUGGUCUGCCAAGGAGGACAGCAUUCUGCUGACCUGUAAAAUCGCCUGCUCCAUCCUGGCCCUGAACUCCCAGGGAGACAACCGCUCUAUUCCUGUGCCCUACUUUGAGCUGAGAAAUGUACUCCAUAAAUACUGCAAAGAGAAAUCCAAGGAUAAAACCACAGAAGCCUGUAAAAGACGGAUCAGCUUCAUUUUGAAAAAUCCCAGAACAGAACACAACCUGUCUGUGUUUCUGUCCGAGGCACUUCAAGACCAGAAAAUUGACAAGGAAUACGCCCGUAAGAAGGUGAUGUGGAUGUCAGAGGAUACCAUCAAGGAUUUCAGGAACCUGUUCGAGUUACUGAUCAAGAAAUUCUCGACUGUUGAUUUGAAGCAGAGUCACCUCCCUUCCCACCUGUCGGAGCUACCAGAGUUCAAUGUUAAGAUGGUGAAGAAAAUCAAUCUGCAUGCGAUCACACACAGGGAUGUCCAGUCCACCGCCGACAUGUACAUUGCCGUCCUCAGAAAUAUCAUACAGACCUAUGCUGCACUGGAGGACAAACAGGGUCGUGUGUACGAGUGUUUGAAGUUGUUGAACCAGUACCCACGUGACUGUAUCAUCACAGCUACGACACAACUCAGGAGCAACAGAGUUAUCACACGAAUCAAAGCGCAUGAACGGAAAAAGCAGCGUAUCCCCUCAUCCCUGCAGAACUACAAAAUCUCCCAGAAGUACUGGUAUGGCUACAUCUCGCGGUUCCCCUCGUCUUUGUUUGAGGACAGCGUCGAGAGUCUGCACCUGUUUGAAAAUACAUUUAAGGAUCCCUCCCAGCCCUUGACCUUCAACAACAUCACACAGGGCGGCUACUGUGCUUGCAUCAUUUCCUUAAUGUCACUUGGCAUCAUUUCUUUUCACAGUCAAAUCCCCAAUGACAUGAUCAUACUCGAUCCAUGUAAUGAGCAGUCCUGGCGAGGCUUGAGUGAUCCCAGGAUUGACCCCAACAAAGGAACUGCAAGCAAACAGUCUGGGGCUCAGGAGUCAACGGCAUGUAUCGGAGAGUCGGCUGGAGUCACACAAGGUCCAGUCCCCAUGGAAACAGAUGCAACAGAUGAAGCAGUGAAAGUACCUGAAGUGUCAGCAGCAUCAAAUAGUGACACGUCCAACAUCACCUCGACCUCAAAACCGGGACAUAAGUCAUCAUCAGACGCUGACAAUCAAAUGGCCACAGUGGGAUUGCAUGAACCCUACUGGGUGACUGAUGAGCUGGUCAAGGUUGUGGUCAGUCCAACAAGCUGUUUUGAGAUGGAGGACCUUCCACAACAGCUCAGCUUUCCAGGAUUGGCGGGGAAGACCCAACCGACGCCAUCAAGGUCGUUGAUCACGAUACGAAGGUCGUGUGCAGAGGAUGCACAGAAUUUGAAGCAUUUUAAGUUUCAGGACAAUUUUGUGAUUUCAAGUUGUAACAUCAGAAUGAAAAUCAAAGCAGAAGAUGAAGAAUCAAAGGGAGACAAUCAAGGGCAGAGAACUGUGGCAGAAAUUGUGAAGGACGUCCUGUUUAGUCCUGAGGAAAUGAAGCGAAUCUUGCAUAAAAUUACCAGAACCUUACCUUUUGAGCUUGAUAUGGAGCUGGUGUGGGAGAGUAUAACUCCGCCCCUCUUGGCUCCGUGCCAGCAACUGUAUAAUGCGAUUGACAGCCAUGGGGGCCUCGGGAUAUCGAAAUUUGAUUUGCAGGACUUGUUUGUGACAGAGGAUUGGUACUGUCAGUGCCUUGACCUGCUGGACGAGAAGUUCGCGGUGAGUACCGCUGCAUGUCCUUUCCUGUUUGUAGAAGUUCUAGCUUGUCUUAUCUGCUCAACAGUAAUUCUCUAUUGACAUAUUUUUCCUUUCAGAUUUUUGUGUCUUACAUGAUAUUGAAAUGAAGAUGUUUUGUAGGAUGAUGUAUUAAAUGAUCGUGUGUCCGUUGACAGAAAUGCACAAUUUUACGUCGCAGAACAAGAAUUGGUUGGUCUCUAGGAAACACUGGUUGUAAAGUUUUUGAUUAUCAUUUAGGUUUACUUUUAUUUCAGAGAAGUUCUUCUUAAUGAAAAAUUUAAUGAAUACCAAAUGUUGGAUUUUAAAAGCAUUUCAUUUUCAGAAGGAAAUUCAUUUCACUCGGUUGACUGGUACGAAAGUUUCUGAAACUAUCAAAAUGAAUUUAAUGUUUGAGGGCAUUUUGAGGAGGACAAAAUAUAGCAAACAAACUACUAGACUAUAAUCCCUAUCAGAAUU